AUGUUCCCAGGACAGAGAAAACGCGGCUGGCGACAAUGCCUGGCCGAUAGCUAUGAAAAACAAUACGGGCCUCUUGACGAUCCAGUACCGACCUUUGGUGCCAAAUUGGUGACAUUUCCAUCGACGCCGACUCUGCCCAUGUGCUUCGCCACACCUGACCCCGACUUCCUCCAGGAACUUGAUCGACGUCUCUGCGCUAUCGAACCCGACCCAGUACCCAAAUGUCUGCAGCCCCCACUUAUCGAUGAACCUGUGGUCGAGUUGAGCUGCUCCGACAACGACACCGACGAUGAAGGCUGCGAAAUCAUGCGGGAAUCGAUGCGCCAGGUCAGGAUUCGCAUGUAUGCGAGAGCCGGAAUAGACAUUGUUGCUGUUGACGCUAAACGACAGGCGCGAAGGCUUGCGAGGGAGGAAAGACGCAAAGCAAGGGCAGCCGAAUCGAACGGUACCAAAUCUGCGCUUCCGCCAUCACACGACCAUGCUACCAAGCCCUCCAGCGAUGCUACUGAAGCAGAUACAGAUGGGUGUCAGGCCAAGCACCAGAAGCGAAAGCGCCAGACCGAGGACGAGGAAGAUCAGCCUCACCGCAAGGUCGCCAAACCCAGCGACACAACCAGCCCUCGACCAAAGCGACGAAUUCGCCCAUCAUUCAAGCCGCAAGCUUCAUACAGUCCUCCACAAACACCUUCACCCACCGAAAGAGAUCAUGCACAAGGGCAAGCUGGCUCGUCAUCGUCUCCUGAGUCGCUCGUCGCACAACAACCUACACCUGAGGGCGACAACUCUUCGCCUUUCUUGAAGCUCAAGAGGGGUCAGGAAUCGCCAGCGGAAUUGUCAGCAGGAUGA
Fusarium musae is the source of this 846-nucleotide messenger RNA. RefSeq lists its product as uncharacterized. The transcript has 2 exons. Lineage: Eukaryota; Fungi; Ascomycota; Sordariomycetes; Hypocreales; Nectriaceae. The record is from RefSeq and is a predicted model, not a curated record. The coding region runs from base 1 to 846 and encodes 281 amino acids.